AUGUUUAACAAUCAAAGUUAUUUAGAGGAUCCUACACAGAGUUGCAGAGAUCCUUGUUAUGAUAUGUCUUACCCAAUGAAUCAAUCCAUUUAUAAUGCCAAUUACAAUAUAAAUGUAUACCAAAAUUAUGUUUAUUCAGUUGAUACAUCUAACAGUGAGAAUCCAACAUCAAUAAUUAACCUCGGAAGACGACAAGCUGAUGAAAAUGAUAUUGAAAAUUUUCUCUUGGCAGUUAAUCAGCCUAAUAAUAGUAUAAAUGACCAGAGAAACACAUGCAGAAAAUCUAAAAUUGCUAUAACUAAAAAUGCUAUAACAUCAGCAUAUAAACUAAAUGAAAAAUUGAAAACAAUUUGUGCUGAGCUUAAAGAUAGUCAACAUUUGACAGAAGAAGAAUGGCAACAGAAGAUCAGUCUCUGUAACACUGCAAAAGAAGAAAUUGUUAAGCUAUUAGAGCCUAUUAGAGAUCAAUGUUUUUUAAAUCAAUUAAAAAAAGAUUUAGAAAAACGCAAGAAAAAAAGAUUGAGAGAAAAAAUUAAAAAAGAGAAGUGGCAAAAUGAAAAAUUAAUGAAAAUGGAAAGACGAACAAGUAUGCAUGCACAAAUUGAUUCGUGGAUUAGGAAAGAACAAGCUGUAAUAGAGAAAGAAAAACAAGAGGAAAAUUUACGUAAAGAUGCAGAUAUGAUUCUAUUCGAUGUUAGAGGGAAAAGAACUGAUGCUAGGAAAUAUCUUGGACUGUUGCAAGAAUUACGAAAUUUACGAAAUGUUAAAGCCAAUAUUGCCAGAGCUAGAGGGGAACAUUUAUCUUCAGCAGCUGAUAAAGCAUUUAAUAAUAUUAUUGCAAAAUUAAUAGAACAAUGGUCAAUGCUUGAUCGCGAAUACUCUAUAGAGGAACAGAAUUUGAGAUUAAUGUUAAAGAAUGACAAUGAAGAAAGAAUUGAAAAACAGAAAAAGAGUCUUUUCGAUGAGUGGGAAAAAGUACUGUUCGGAACGAAAGUAAUAUUUGAUCGGUAUAACACAGAUUUUACCAAACUUAUUACUGUGAGAACUGCUUGGGAUAAGUAUAUAAGCACAGACAGUGAUGCGUCAGCCAUACCAAUUGGAUGGAUAAUGCCUCAUAAACCAUCCUCUGCUGCCUGGCAGAAAUGCCUCAAAAAAGAAAUUUCGUAAAUAAACUAAUAGCAUUUAAUUUUAGAUUAUAGAUUUUGAAAAUAAAAUUUGAUAUACGCCUUAGUAAUUUAUACUAUACGAAUAUGCAUUAUACAAACGAUAUGCAUUAUACGCAUUUUAAAAAUGAA
Messenger RNA from Frieseomelitta varia, 1295 nucleotides. Its product is annotated as programmed cell death protein 7. The record is from RefSeq and is a predicted model, not a curated record. Lineage: Eukaryota; Metazoa; Arthropoda; Insecta; Hymenoptera; Apidae. The transcript has 3 exons. The coding region runs from base 1 to 1167 and encodes 388 amino acids.